Molecule: messenger RNA, 1239 nt
Organism: Adineta steineri
Lineage: Eukaryota; Metazoa; Rotifera; Eurotatoria; Adinetida; Adinetidae
Source: the annotation of a GenBank genome assembly
AUGGCUAUAAUCAAUAUCUACUGCUAUGUCGUUUUUAUUAUUCUUAGCAUAACAGUUCAAAUAGAAUCUCAAAUAUGUGAGAAAACUGCUCAGUAUGGCCAGUGUUCGACAAACAAUGCUUGCGGCUGUUUUCAUAUGUUAGGUGCUAAUGAUGGUGUUGGCAUAUGUGGUUUUCUCUGGCCCACAUGCUCUCGGCUUGUACCAUGUAAUUCCUCAGACAACUCAUGUCUUCAAUCUAACACGAUCUGCGUUCAACAUCUACAAUGUGAUGAUCGUCCUCUUUGCUAUCCUGUUACAAUGAUGAAUGAAAACAUAUGUCCACCAAUGAUAAAUAAAAUGAAUCUUAAAUGGAAACUAGAUUUUUCUAUUGUUGCUGGAGGAAAUGGGUAUGGAAAUGACUUAAAUCAAGUUAGUUUAGUUCGAGGAAUCUGUAUUGAUGAUGAUAAACAGACGAUGUAUAUUACACAAUAUAAUAGUGAUCGAAUUGUUGGAUGGAAAUUCGGUGAAGAAAGUGGUGAAAUCGUUGCUGGUGGGAAUGGACAAGGAAAUGAUUUAGAUCAAUUGCAUAAUCCAUCAGAUGUAACUGUUGAUAAAAAAAAUGAUUUACUCAUUAUUUGUGAUCAAGGAAACGAACGAGUAGUACAAUGGUCUCGUCAAAACCAAAUAGAUCCAAGAAUAAUUAUUGCCGAAAUUCAAUGUAAUGGUGUAACAAUCGAUAAUAAUGGAGAUAUUUAUGUUUCAGAAGGAAAAACACAUAGUGUUGUACGAUUAAAACAAGGAGAAGCAGAGGUAACAACUGUAGCCGGUGGAAAUGGGUAUGGAUAUGAGCCAAACCAACUAAAUAAUCCGGCUUACAUUUUUGUUGAUGAACUAUAUUCGAUUUAUGUAUCUGAUCAUGAAUAUGGUCGUGUGACAAAAUGGAUGAAAAAUGCAAAAGAAGGAAUUAUUGUUGCUAAGGAACAAAUUCCAGAUGGUAAUAUACCACCGUCGUUUUAUUCACCUGGAAUGGCUGUCGAUCAUUUUGGUAAUGUAUAUGUAUCAGAACUUGACAACAAUCAAAUAGUGCACUGGUCAGAAGGGUCUGAAGAUGGUCACAUUGUUAUUAAUGGAGGGAAUUACGAACGACCGCCAUAUCUGUUCGCUGGGCCCGCAGCUAUAUCACUAGAUCGAGAAGGGAAUCUAUAUGUUGUUGAUAAUUUCUUUCAUCGAAUAGUGAAGUUUGAUGUUGAUGUUAACUGA